AUGGUCGACAAACGCAACAAGCCUCCUCCUAAAGGCCCUCCCCCAAAAAAUCCCGGAGUAGAGGAUGAAAAAGCUUCUAAAGACAACCGAACCAGUACCGACCCCCUUGACGACCCGAUGUUGGCUGCUGCAAUGGAGGCAGACCCAAAGAUGGCUGAAGCAAUGAUGGCUAGAGGAAUGAGUAAGAACGAUCUUACUGCAUUGAUCGAUGCUCUGAAUGAAAAGUACAAUAAUGAAAUACCACAUAAUGAGACAGGCAAUGACCUAGACGACGACAAAGAAGGAAUGGGUGCACUGGUGGACUCCUUGGGAUUGAAUGGAACCAACGAGAACACUGUCCUGGGAGGUACCAUUGUUCUUGAAAAGCCGGAGGAAGUUCCCGAGAGUGAAUUGGACACCGAAGCUGUGAUCAGACUCCUUCGACUUGAUAGGGACGCUUUGAAUGCUGGACGAGAGGCCUGCUUAUUGGCGCACAAUGAGAAGCGUCGUCGUCACGAGGACACUCCUGAUAUGGCUUCUAAAUUUGGCGAUCGAAUAAAUGAAGGCGCUCAACAUUGGGCGGAACAACUCGCAUCUGGUGCUCAAUUUGGUUAUCAACCAAAUAUACCCUUUGGAGAAAACAUCUACCGUGCAGCUUUACCGAAUCCGGUAAGAACAGCAAAUGCAGAAAUGUUUGUCACCUUUGCGCAAUGGGCUGUCGAGGCGUGGUAUAACCAGGUCGACAACUACGACUUCGCAAAACGAUCGAGACUCAUGGACGAAAGCCACAUGAACACAUCUGUCGGUUCUUUCACCCAGGUCAUUUGGAGAGAGUCCAGAAUUCUUGGUGUUGGAAUCGCCCUUUCGCCUGAUGGAAGAGCUUUUUACGUUGUUUGUCGAUACUAUCAAAAAGGCAACAUCGAAGAAAUGGCGUUCCGAAAUGUAGGAGCGCUGAAACCCCAAUAUCAAAACAGCAGCGGACGAUCAAGCACUGGACCCCCAAGCAGCGGACCACCAAGCGGAAAAGCGAUGAAAUCAAAAUGGUGA
Oikopleura dioica is the source of this 1026-nucleotide messenger RNA. The record is from the annotation of a GenBank genome assembly. NCBI's taxonomy places the organism in Eukaryota, Metazoa, Chordata, Appendicularia, Copelata, Oikopleuridae.